Messenger RNA from Rhinocladiella mackenziei CBS 650.93, 960 nucleotides. RefSeq lists its product as uncharacterized. The coding region runs from base 1 to 960 and encodes 319 amino acids. Lineage: Eukaryota; Fungi; Ascomycota; Eurotiomycetes; Chaetothyriales; Herpotrichiellaceae. Gene Ontology annotation, cellular component: COP9 signalosome. The transcript has 2 exons. The record is from RefSeq and is a predicted model, not a curated record.
AUGGAUCAAUCUCAGAUCAAGGCUUUGGCCGCCAUUCAGCCCUUCGUCCACCUUGCAACCACCACUAAAACCACCUCUCCCCGCUUCGUUGUCGAACUCAUCAAAGGCGCCAUAUCGGCACCAGGCACAUAUAUCUUUACCGAACUCCUUCAGACACCCGCCUGUCAGAGUCUUCGGGGCACGGACUCACAGUCAUGGUUGACGUUGUUGGAGAUCUUUAGCUGGGCAACAUAUGAAGAAUACAGAGACAUCCGUGGCCUUCCAGAGCUCGACGAACCUCAAACCUUCAAGCUGCGCCAACUGAGCCUCCUCACACUGGCCUCGCCGUUCGCCCGCAGUCGCACUAACACAACGAACGCCCUCACCUAUCCAUCACUAUUGAAAUCACUUGACCUACCCGAUGCAGCAAGCCUCGAAUCCCUCGUCACCCAAUCCAUCUACUCUGGCCUCCUCACCGCCCGUCUCUCCCCUACGUCCAACCCGCCCAUCGUCAACAUUACUUCCGUAGCGCCUCUCCGCGACUUGCGACCCCAAUCCCUCCCCGCCCUCCUCCAGAUCCUCCAGACAUGGGAAUCGAGAUGUUCAUCCAUGGUCAACGACCUUGAAGCACAAAUCUCCGCCGUCCGCGCCGCAGCGGCCCAGCGCACCGCCACACAGCGAAAGCGACAAGAGGUUGUAGACGCAGCGGUCCUGAAUGACAAAGACAUUCCGUCGAACGAGAACACAGACGCGGAGCGCAAGAACAUGGGAAGAAUGAUGCGUGGCGCACAGCGAUUACCAAGCAAGCGAGAUCUCGACCAGCAAAUGGAGGGCGAGCUAGACGACUUGAGCGAUGAAGAUGGACGGAUGGACGUGGACGAAGGGCUUGGUGAGACCGCGCACAGUGGUGGUGGACGCGGUGGACACGGUGCUGGGAGUUCAAAAGGCGCAAAGAGGAAUCGAGGACGCGGAUCAAAGUAA